This is a messenger RNA of Trichomycterus rosablanca, 420 nucleotides long. Its product is annotated as histone H3-like. Gene Ontology annotation, molecular function: structural constituent of chromatin; DNA binding; protein heterodimerization activity. The record is from RefSeq and is a predicted model, not a curated record. The transcript has a single exon. Gene Ontology annotation, cellular component: nucleosome; nucleus. Lineage: Eukaryota; Metazoa; Chordata; Actinopteri; Siluriformes; Trichomycteridae. The coding region runs from base 24 to 308 and encodes 94 amino acids.
UGAAGUGCAGAGUUCCAGACGCGAUGGCAAGAACCAAGCAGACCGCUCGUAAAUCCACCGGUGGUAAAGCGCCGAGGAAGCAGCUCGCCACUAAGGCUGCCCGCAAGAGCGCCCCGGCUACUGGCGGUGUGAAGAAACCUCACCGUUACAGGCCAGGUACCGUGGCUCUGCGUGAAAUCCGCCGUUAUCAGAAGUCCACUGAGCUGCUCAUCCGCAAGCUGCCCUUCCAGCGCCUGGUUAGAGAGAUCGCUCAGGACUUUAAGACCGAUCGGCGGAUUUCACGCAGAGCCACGGUACCUGGCCUGUAACGGUGAGGUUUCUUCACACCGCCAGUAGCCGGGGCGCUCUUGCGGGCAGCCUUAGUGGCGAGCUGCUUCCUCGGCGCUUUACCACCGGUGGAUUUACGAGCGGUCUGCUUGG